This is a messenger RNA of Medioppia subpectinata, 2816 nucleotides long. The record is from the annotation of a GenBank genome assembly. NCBI's taxonomy places the organism in Eukaryota, Metazoa, Arthropoda, Arachnida, Sarcoptiformes, Oppiidae.
GUGUUGAAUGCAUUCAAUGUUGACGUGUCUUGAAGUGAAUGAUUGACUGAUUGUCACCACUCGUGUCACUCCGGAAGACGCUUACCAUUGUUUAUAUCAUAGGAUCAACUCGUUAUACAUUGGCCGACACAGAGACAGACAUCUGAAGAGCGGGAACCAUGUCUUCAUCGGCGGACUCGAUAUGCUAUACAUUGAUAAACACGGAAUCAGACGACUCGGUCAAUGAGGGAACUCUUAGGGCGGACUUGGAGAAAAUGGAGUUAAAGCCGAAGACGGAUGCGUUGAAGAAAUUGAUUUUCAUGAUAUUGAAUGGCGAGAAGUUUCCGCCCAAUAUGUUGAUGACUGUCAUCCGCUAUUGUCUGCCAUCCAAUGACCACAUGAUCAAGAAGUUGUUGCUUAUAUUCUGGGAGAUUGUGCCCAAACGCGGUCCCGACGGCAAACUGCUCCACGAGAUGAUACUCGUGUGCGACGCCUAUCGCAAAGACCUGCAACACCCCAAUGAGUUCAUCCGCGGCUCAACCCUUCGCUUUCUCUGCAAACUCAAAGAGCCGGAACUCCUGGAACCGCUGAUGCCGGCCAUCCGCGCGUGUCUGGAGCACAGGCACUCGUAUGUGCGCCGGAACGCAGUGCUCGCCAUCUUCAAGAUAUACGUCAACUUCGAGGCACUCAUUCCGGACGCGCCGGAAGUCAUUCUGGACUUCUUGAGCCGAGAGGCGGACGCCUCGUGUAAGCGAAACGCGUUCCUAAUGUUAAUACAUUUGGAUCAGAAGAAAGCGUUGGAUUAUCUGAACUCAUGUCUGGACCAAAUCGGUGGCUUCAAUGACAUCCUUCAGCUCGUGAUUGUGGAACUGAUAUACAAAGUAUGUAUCGCUAACCCGAGCGAGAGGUCCCGAUUCAUACGCGCCAUCUAUAACCUGCUGAACACAUCCCAAUCGGCGUCCGUCCGCUACGAAGCGGCCGCCACUCUCAUCACUCUAUCGCAGGCGCCGACAGCCCUGAGAGCGGCCGCCAAUUGUUUUAUUGAUAUCUGCAUUAAAGAGAGCGAUAAUAACGUAAAGCUUAUCGUUUUGGACCGAUUGGUGGCGUUGAAGGACUCGACCGCUGCGGCCGAACGCAUACUACAGGACUCGCUGAUGGAUAUCCUCCGUAUACUGAAUGUGGCCACAGAUCUCGAAGUGAAACAAAAGAUUUUAAAUCUGGGCCUCGAUUUGGUUUCGUCGCGUAAUGUCGAAGAGUUGGUCCAACUGUUGAAGAAAGAGAUACUGAAAACGCAGAGCGAAUCCCAGGGAAGCAGCGAAGAGACCAACAAAUAUCGGCAACUAUUGGUCGGAACUCUACACUCGAUAUGUCUGAAAUACCCGGACGUAAUGGCGUCGAGUAAUUUGAUGGCCACUCUGUUUGAGUUGUUGACCAACGCCGACGACGAGACCACCGCUAUUCUGGUGAUUGUCUUUACGCGGGAAUACAUUCAGAAGAAUUUGAACCAAAAGAAUUUGAUUGUCUCGCGAAUACUGGAUGUGUUUCCGACCAUUCGUAACGUGAAAGUGCAUCGCGGCUUGAUUUGGGUGUUGGGAGAGUUCUGCGACGAAGACGAGACACAGAUACUGGAGGCCAUGGCUAUCAUACGCGCCGCCAUUGGAGACAUCCCUAUAGUGGAGGCGGAGCUCAAGAAACUGGAGAACGGGGUCGACGGCGAAGACUCGUCAACAGCGCCCGUCGCUGAGCGGCAACAGAACGCGGUGCCCAACGCCGCCAAACUGGUGACCGCCGAUGGCUCUUAUAUCACGCAAUCGGCGCUUAGCGUCAACACGAAGAGUGUGGACAAGUCGGCGAACGUACCGCCGCUGCGAAACCAUCUGCUGAACGGCGAGUUCUUCAUCGGCACAGCUCUGGCCAACUGUUUGGUUAAACUGGCGCUGCGUUACCGUCAAGUGGUCGGUGCGGGCAAACAGACGAACUCAUUUCUGGCCCAAUCGAUGCUCAUAUUGACAUCGAUUCUUCAUUUGGGAAAAUCCAAACUCAUUACUCAAACCAUUAAUGACGACGACUUCGAGCGCAUAGCACUCUGUCUAAUGAUUUUGACCCAAAUCUCUUCGCCGAAUGGCGUCAAUCCCGAAGUGGAGGCUCUCGUGAACACAAUGUUCUUGUCUGAAAUGCGCUCCUCAUUGGAGAGUAUGCUUAUGAGUAGUAAAUCGGAGGCCGAAGAGGCCAAACACGCCGUCAAGUCUCGGCCCAACAAAUGUGUCGAAAGUGACGAUCACUUGGUUUUCAGUCAAUUGAUGAGCAAAAACUCGGAGACCAUUGAGAAUCAGUUUGAUGUGAGUCUAUCGCAAGCCAUCGCCGGUAACGUCGGUCCCACAGCGACCACAAAUCUCGGCCAGAAGUCGUCGGUCAAUGUGUCGGACCUGUUGUCGUCAUCGAAGCUGUCGAAAGUGACCCAAUUGACCGGUUUCAGUGACCCCGUGUACGCCGAGUGUUAUGUGAACGUCAAUCAGUACGACAUAUGUCUGGACGUAUUGAUUGUUAACCAGAGCUCCGAUACCCUACAGAACUGUACGCUAGAGUUCACGACAUUGGGUGACCUGAAACUGGUGGAGAAACCGCAACCCCUGGUGUUAGCGCCGCACGACUUCGCCAACAUUAAGGCGUCCGUCAAAGUGGCCUCCACUGAGAACGGCAUCAUUUUCGGCAAUAUUGUGUACGACAUCUCUGGGGCCGGAUCUGACCGGAAUGUAGUGGUACUGAACGACAUCCACAUCGAUAUCAUGGACUACAUAAUCCCCGCGACGUGUAAUGACUCGCAGUUCCGGCAAAUG